GCGCCUACCGUCGCGCCAGAGUCGCGUCCUUUAUCCUUCUCUUCUUCCUGACCACUCCAUUCGAAUCCUCCUCACCGAGGAAGCGGCUCCUAUGGCGCUGCCUCCUCCAUUGUUGCCGCGCUCGUCCUGUAUCUGCAGAGGCGUCACCCAUGCCACCCGACACAAGUCCACGACAACCGUACCAGAUGCGUCCUCGUCUUCCGCCACGGCGCAGUACUCGCUGCUUCGCGCACAUACGCGCGCCGGCCGAAUGGAGCCCGCGAGGCAGGUGUUCGAUGCAAUGCCGCCGCCGGCCAGGUCCCUCGUUGCCUGGACCGCUAUAAUGUCCGGGUACGCCACACAUGGCCCCGCGUCUGAGGCGCUGGUCCUGCUCCUCCGCAUGAUGGCGUGGUCACUGAGGCCCGACGGGUUCGUCUUCUCAGUUGCGCUUCGCGCCUGCGCGGCCAUUGGGAGCCAAAGAUUUGGAAGGCAGCUCCAUUGCGCCGCUGCCAAGAUGGGAUACGUGGGGGCCGACCUCUUCGUGGCAAACGGCCUCCUCACCAUGUACGCAAGCUGCCGAUCGCUAGGUUGCGCCGAGAAGGUGUUCAAUGGCAUUGCCACACCUGAUUUGGUUUCUUGGACUUCCAUGCUCAGCGGCUACACUGAGAACGGCUGCCAUGCCGAGGCGGUAAUGCUGUUUGUGGAAAUGGUCCACGCCGGCAUUAGGUGUGAUGCGUUCACGCUGUCUGUUGCACUCAGGGCAGCUUCUAGUUUGGCCAAUCUAAGUUUGGGACAUCAAUUGCACUGCUGCAUCAUCAAGUUAGGGUUCUCUAACAGUGGGUUCUUGGAGAACUGCCUGAUCGAGUUCUAUGGGAAGUCCAGUGAACUGCACCUGAUGCAGAAGGUGUUCGAUGACAUGGAUGACAAGGAUCUAGUGUCUUCCAAUACUGUUAUCCAGUGCUAUGCAGAUAACAUGUGUGAUGAGCAGGCCUUGUCCCACUUCCGUGCUAUGAUGUUUGAGGGCUCAGAAUGCGAUGAGUUUACAUUGGGUAGCAUUCUGCAUGUUGUUACCAGAAGAGGAGCUUUCGAUUAUGGUAUGGAAAUACAUGGCUACCUCAUUAGAGCAGGUCUGGAUUCAGAUAAGCAUGUUAUGAGUGCCCUCAUGGAUAUGUAUGUCAACUGGGCCACUCUUCAUAAGGCACAAUGUGUGCUUCCUUUGAGAAUGCUACGAUACCAUUUGCUGGUUCAGGGAAAGUUUGACCAGUUCAUCGUGGCCAGUAGUUUGAGGUCAUGUGCUUCUGAUCUAGAUUUAGCAGCAGGAAGGAUGUUACACGCCUACAUUUUGAAGCUUAACAUGAAUUCAGACGCCUUUGUCACAAGUUCGCUGGUCGACAUGUAUGCGAAAUGCGGUUGUUUGGAGGAAUCACAUCUUCUGUUUUCAACAACCAAGUAUCCAGGUACAGCCGAAUGGUCUGCAGUAAUCUCAGGCAACUGUUUGAAUGGCCAGUUUGAAAGAGCACUGCAUUUAUUUAGGAGGAUGCAGUUAGACCAUGUGCGACCUAAUGAAUUCACUUAUACUUCUGUACUUACAGCUUGUAUAGAUCUUGGGGAUGUCGUAGGUGGCAUAGAGAUCCAUGGUAACUCUGUCAGAAAUGGUUAUGGAACACAUGCUUCUGUUGUGAAAAGCCUGAUCAGCUUUUACUUGAGAGAAGGGCAGUUCCACCAGGCCCUUAAGCUGUGCUUAUCACUCUCAAACCGUGAGAUUUCUUGGGAUACGCUGGUUAAAGAAUUUUCUCAAGCUGGUGAUCAUAUUGGAGUACUUAAUCUUUUUCAUGUUAUCCAACGUUCUGGCGGGGUUCUUGACUACCCAACUGCAUGUCACAUCUUGACUUCUUGUGGAAAGUUGAAACUUCUUUGUGAAGGGCUUCAAGCACAUGCCUACCUUACUAAGCGUGGCCUCGCCUCUAAACCUUGUAUCAGCAGUCACCUUAUUGACAUGUACUCCAAGUGCGGUACCGUCAAAGAUGCAUUUGAUGCCUUCAGAUAUAUGUCUGACAAGAAUGCUUCUUGUUGGACUUCAGUAAUCAUAGCUCAUCUAGAAAAUGGCUGUCCAGAGAUAGCCAUUGACCUGUUUGUGCAGAUGUUAAGAAAAGAAAAAAUACCAACUUCACUCGCAUUCUUAUCUGUACUGAAGGCCUGUGCAGAAGUUGGCCUUGUUAGUGAAGCCUUCCAGUUCUUUGUGUCGAUGACUGAGGUGUACAAAAUACAACCUUCAGAAGCUCACUACUCCCAUAUGAUUGAGGUUUUGGGUCGCGCCGGAAUGUUCAGGGAAGCAGAGCAUUUCAUUAUUAGUGUAGUCCCUUCAGAAUCUAGUGCUUCAGCCUGGAGUUUACUUUGUUCUGCUGCUAAACAAAAUGGAAACACCAGAAUCAUGAAGCUUGCAAUGGACAAACUUGCAAGCCUUGUUCCAUGUGAUUGUUGAGCAAAAUGCUUCACUUGAAAGGCCAUAUGGCCCAUAUGCAUCAUUGACGAGUUACUGGCACCACCAAUAACGAGUUAUGCUUUUAACUUGUCAGCUUGUAGGUUGCCUACAGUGACAAUGGCAUGUGAAGUGGACAUUAUGAAUUUACAAUUGUAGACUGCUGUAUAUCUGUAUAGGUAUUGUAUUUUGCAGUUUACAUGAUGUACAAUUGUACAUAAGCUCCUGUGUAUUAUAUACGAUUUCGAAGUUAUAAUCAAAAGUACAAGAUUCUUUGAGUUA
Brachypodium distachyon (stiff brome) is the source of this 2740-nucleotide messenger RNA. RefSeq names its product pentatricopeptide repeat-containing protein At4g39530. Gene Ontology annotation, biological process: RNA modification. The coding region runs from base 92 to 2461 and encodes 789 amino acids. The record is from RefSeq and is a predicted model, not a curated record. Lineage: Eukaryota; Viridiplantae; Streptophyta; Magnoliopsida; Poales; Poaceae. The transcript has a single exon. Gene Ontology annotation, molecular function: RNA binding; protein binding.